Molecule: messenger RNA, 640 nt
Organism: Sorghum bicolor (sorghum)
Lineage: Eukaryota; Viridiplantae; Streptophyta; Magnoliopsida; Poales; Poaceae
Exons: 2
Coding region: 168-485 (105 amino acids)
Source: RefSeq, a predicted model, not a curated record
GGAGGGAGUAUAUAUGAACUAACCCUACCUGCUACCUGCUUAGCUUAGCUUAGCUAGAGAUUGGUUUUGUCGUUUCGACACACAUGUACACAUGCAUGUAUACAACAGCCUCGGCAUAUUUCCACCCUCCCAAAUUCAUUCCUGAGCUAACGUAACCACCUGCCGUCAUGUAUCGCAAAGUCGUCGCAUUGGUUCUCGUGGCCAUCUUCCUCAUGGCCAUCUCCCUCAUGGCCGGCUUCAUGUGCUUCCCCAAUAAUCUGCUCCACGCGCACUAUCGCUCUAGUUAUGAUGAAGGCAUGGGUCGCCGCCGCAGGCGUUACCCUGGCCGGCGGCGGCAGGGCCGGGGCGUAGGCGGCCAACAGCACGCAACAGGAAGAGGAGGUGGUUCUGAGGACGAGGAUGACGGCCGGCCACCGGAGCUGUCGACGAACAUGAUGAGGUCCGAGGCGAUGCCUGUGCGGAUGGCACCGUUGAAGAGAGCCUGACAUCGAGCUAGGUGUAAAUAGCUUUCCCUCCUGUAUAUAGUUGUAUGCACGUUAUACAAUUCCUUCCUAGUGCAGUUGCACAUAUAUCGAUCUAAAUGAGAGUUUGGAUUUGUUUGUGUGGAGUUUAUAUAAAAACAGAUCUCUUUCUCGGUUAA